CUCCAAGAUGGCGCCCUCCACGGCUGUACUACCGCUGUUACGUUGUUGUUAUUGUUGUUUUUUGUUGUUUUUAUCGUUUAAAAGCGCUGCUCAACUUCUAAAUGAACCAUGUUACAAACCCAUCAAUGACAGCAGGCCACACUUUGUCCGGACGCGCCCUCGGCCCCACGAGUACACGGACGUGUCUGACCUUCCCCGCUCGUGGGACUGGAGGAACGUGGACGGACAGAAUUACGUGAGCGUCACCAGGAACCAGCACAUCCCGCAGUAUUGCGGCUCCUGUUGGGCCAUGGGAGCCACCAGCGCCCUGGCCGACCGCAUCAACAUCAAGCGCGGGGGAGCGUGGCCGUCGGCGUACCUGUCGGUGCAGAACGUCAUCGACUGCGGGCGGGCAGGGUCGUGUUACGGCGGCGACGACCUGAGGGUGUACGCAUACGCGCACGAGAGUGGCAUCCCGGACGAGACCUGCAACAACUACCAAGCCAAAAGCCAAAAGUGCGAGCUGUUCAACCAGUGCGGCUCGUGCGCCUCCGUGGCGUCGUGCGACGUGGUGAGGAACUACACCGCGUGGAAAGUGGACGAUUACGGCAGAGUGUCCGGCAGAGACCACAUGAAAGCAGAGAUUUACACCAAUGGGCCCAUCAGUUGCUCCCUGAUGGCCACCAAGAGCCUGGAGGUGUAUUCAGGGGGCAUCUUUUCACAAUUUCACCCCCUUUCGCUGCCCAAUCACAUCGUGUCUGUGGCCGGCUGGGGCGUCGCGGAUGACAGUACCGAGUUCUGGAUCGUCAGGAACUCCUGGGGAGAGUUUUGGGGAGAACACGGCUGGGCCCGAAUAGUCACCAGUUCCUUUAAAGGCGGCAAAGGCAACUGGUUUAACUUGGGGAUUGAGAAACGUUGUGCAUAUGGCGAUCCUAUUGUUAUUACUUAGAUGAUUUACUACAGGGGUGGGCGAUAUGCAGCAUGUGUGCCGUAAUAUAAUACUGUGACUCGCAGCAAUCCAAUAAUAAAGGUUCCUCACACUCCUGA
Molecule: messenger RNA, 1026 nt
Organism: Phycodurus eques (leafy seadragon)
Lineage: Eukaryota; Metazoa; Chordata; Actinopteri; Syngnathiformes; Syngnathidae
Product: cathepsin Z
Exons: 6
Coding region: 8-928 (306 amino acids)
Cellular component (GO): lysosome
Molecular function (GO): cysteine-type endopeptidase activity
Source: RefSeq, a predicted model, not a curated record